AUGACUAUCGUGUUAGAUGUAAGCUUUAAUGAUGAAAGCAGUUGCAAUAGUCAAAACAGUGCAAUCAAAGAGAGUAGUUGUAAGAAAGUAAAAGAUAAGCGCCAUAAUGCGGGUUCAUCGAAAGAAAUAAAAACGCCAGCGAAAGUUAAGAAAAAGAAUGAAAGAUCAUCGAGCAAAAAGCUUUCAAGCGCGUCAUCAACUUCUCUUUCAACAGCAACGACAACGACGUCUUCUACUUCACCCGUUUCAAUCAAAGACAAUCUGAUUGACAACAAAGAAAAGCUUAACGAUCUUAAUGACCAAAUUUUAAAUAGUCAACGUCAUCAUCAUCAUCAUAUGAUGCCACGAACUAGCAGCGCUUUUACAGAUGAAACUCAAAGUAUCUGCAGUCAUGAUUUCAGACACAAUUACAACGCAUCUCAUCAUAAAUCUGAUUCCAUCAUGUCGUCAGAUUCUGACAUUAGAUUCACAAGAAAGAAACUCGGCGAUAAUCAGCGAUGUGGAUACAUUUUGAUUUUCAGCUUUCUUCUAAUGCUGCUAAUAUCUGGGUUGAUCUUCUAUGCCGGAUACAUAUUACUACAUCAGAAACCACUACCAAGUAGAAUAUUUCGUGGUCGUAUUCGCGUUAUAGAAGGCGAUUACUUCAUAAUGAAUUACACUGAUCAAAAUUCCAUAGAGUUUUUUGAGAAAGCUCGAGAAUAUCGCGAACGAAUCAAUUUAUUGAUUUCACGCUCAGAUUUUAGAAAAUAUUACGAUGGUUGUGAGAUUCUUGCACUCGAUGGUCAUGUAUUUGAGGAAGGGAGUAACUUGACGAACAAAGAUCUUGUCAUUCAUUUUCUAUUGAACUUCGAUGCUAAAUCAAAUGAAAUGUUCAGUAGCGUUGAAGAGCUUCGAAGAUUGUUUGUGAACGAGUUUCAAUCGUUAAUCGCGCCAACAAAUGGUGGAAGAUAUUUCAAGAAUCUUAAAAUGGACAUUAAUGAUUUUCAGCUGAAAGAAAUAAAUUUUGGAAGAUUUGAUGACAUUUUUGCGACAUCAUCGGCGCAUGUUGAUAGUGAAGGAAACUCGAUGAACAUCGAUUUAGCUUCAGAAGAGAUUAGAACGUUUUCAACACGUACCUGCGAACCUGUAAAACUUAAAUUUUGUAAACAAAUUGGAUACAACAUGACAACAUAUCCAAAUUUGUUGGGCCAUCAAAACCGUGAAGAAAUCGAAAAAGAUUUGAUCGCUUUUAGAGAAAUUGUCGACAGCGAAUGUUUCUUACAAGCCUACGAUUUUCUUUGUCAUCUUCUUCAACCGCCAUGUGAACAUGCGUUGGAUAAGAAAAGAAAUGAAGUUGUCGUUAAGCCGCGGUUUCUUUGUCGUUCAUAUUGUACAUCGUUUACCGAAGGAUGCUUCAAUCGAAUUCCUAUAAAGUUCCGUCCAUACUUUGAUUGCGAAAGAUUCCCUGAACAGUCAUCAAUUCAAUCUUGUCGUAAUAAACCUGCAUGCGUCACAGAUUUGAAGAAUAGUGGUCAAGGUCUUAGAAUCUGUGAUGGAAUAGCCGACUGCCCAAAUUUAGAAGACGAGGUAACGUGUUCGUAUUGUCCUUCAAACGCGCUUCAUUGUGGUCGAGGAAGAUCUUGCGUCUCACGUGAGAUGCGUUGCGAUGGAAAGUUCGAUUGUCCAAAUGGAGCAGAUGAAAAAGAUUGUCUGUCGAUUUCGCCGUUGGUUGAAUAUCUCGUAAAACCAAAACCGUUCAUUCCCCAUCGACCACAAUUUUUUCAUGAAGGUUUUGCUGUUUUUUCUGAGAAGGGAACUGUUGGUAAACUUUGCGCUGAAGGAAUGGAAUCAAAUGAAUUUGUGAGAACAACUGUGGCAGAAUCAUUAUGCAAAGCUUUGGGCUAUGAACGAGUCAGCUUCUCAGAAAUCCGGAACGAUACAGAAGAAGGCCAAGAUAAUUAUGUUAGGGUGUUGGAUCCAAGAGCUGCCGAGAUUUCCUUUGUUCGUACGAAUUGUCAACGACGCGAAGCUUUUUAUCUUGGUUGCAGUCACUUAGAGUGUGGGAUUCAGUCAAUUAUCGCAUCUGACAAGAACGGUUUGUCACUUCCUAAAAUGGCAAUGGCUGGGGAUUGGCCAUUCCAUGUAGCAUUGUUUAAGAAGGAGAAUCAUGUGUGUGAUGGGACAUUAGUUGCGAGUCACUGGGUACUUACAACCGCAUCAUGUUUCCAAGGACAAACAAAGUCAAUUUGGACUGCAGUUUUUGGCAAUGUUCGGAUUGGAACGACGUCACCGUGGACACAAAAGCGGAGAAUUGUUGGCAUGGUUAAAUCACCUGUGGAAGGAUCAACAGCUGCAUUAGUGAGACUACAAACGCCCGUUGUUUAUUCUGACUUCGUUCGUCCAAUUUGCCUUCCAGACGAUGAAUUUAAGAGAAAUAAAAUUGCAACAGAUUAUGCUCCAUUUCCAGUGGAUUCUUUCUCAGCAUCAGCCAAUCUGGUGGGUGUGCCGUCUGCGGAGAAAUAUCACACCGAAACGAAAAAGAAAAUUAUUACUGAAGAUCGACAAUAUUUUAAAACGUCAGAAGAUGAAGUAAAUGUUGACGAUGAACUUGAUGAGAAAACAGUUUAUCAUUAUGUGGUUGCAUCGGAACUUGUCGACGAACAUAUGAAUCCGAUAAAACCUGAAGCUCAAUACCAGCAAAAAGGAAACUUUUAUAAAACUGAUGAAAACAUUUUAAAUUCUGAAAUCGAACAUCAAUGGAAGCAGUGUAAUACUUUGGGUUGGUCUCGUCAAAAAGAACAUCUACAAAGAGUACAGUUGAAUCUGAUCGAAAUGCAGGCAUGCGAAAAUAUUUCCAUUACAACUGUAAAUUCGCUUUGCGCUGAAGCUGCUUUCCAUAAACAAGAUUGUAGUGAAGAAGAGUUUGCAGGCAGUCCAAUUAUUUGUCUUCUAUCCGAUCAGAAACGAUGGAGUUUAGUUGGAGUGUCUUCAUGGCGAAUCGCAUGCACUCAUAGCGGAACUGAACGACCAAGAAUGUAUGAUCGAAUUGAGUCAAACGUUUCAUGGAUUCGAGAAAUUAUUAAUUCAGUUAUUUUUUGAAACUUUCGAUAUUCUGAAUUUUAAAUAUUGUGAUAAGAAAGUAUAGAAUUUCUUACCUCUAUUUUUAUACUUUUACUCAAUGAUAUAUUUCGCUUUAAUUUCUACUCCAGCUUAAAUUGUAAAUUAUUAUAACAUUGUUGACGACAAAGCAUGCAUUUCAUGCUUUUUUUAUUAUAGAUAUUUAUUCUGCCAUUUUUAAUAAAAAAAGGUAAAAUAUUGUUAA
Messenger RNA from Clunio marinus, 3301 nucleotides. The record is from the annotation of a GenBank genome assembly. Lineage: Eukaryota; Metazoa; Arthropoda; Insecta; Diptera; Chironomidae.